AUGAUCGAAGAUGCGCCGCUGCCUGCAGCAGGGUCGCCAGCGGACAGCGCGGAAAAUCUGGAGAUCGGCGACGAGAUUCUCGAGGUCAACGGACGCACCCUCGAGAACGCGUCGCACUCGGAGAUACUCGGACACAUACACGAGUGCAUCAAAUCCAGAACCAUCUGCCUGCGGGUGCGUCGGAGGAGCGGAAACAAAAUGAUAUUGGAUUCGCCGGGCACCAAAGGUAUCGAGGACGCCUGGGUCAUCGCCGUCGAAAGAAGUGCCAGGGAGAGACUGCAAAAGCUCACGGAACUGCGGAGAAUCAAGCCUCGCGAUAUCCAGGCUAUACUGCAUCAACAGAUAACCGAGGGCAGCAUAGCGUCGACGAGCGAAGAGGCCACGGAUAAGGAUGUAACGAGCAGUCAGAUCACCGUGACUCUCGCCGACAAAGAGGGGUCGACGACCACUGCCUACGUGACGAAGUUGAGCAACGGCACGGUCAACAAUCAGGGCAUCGUCAAGGACUCGACGCAGGACCCGCGUGCCAAUCAGCUGAGAAAGCAGACGAGCUCCCUCGAGGAUCCCGACUUGGUGUUCUCGCCGGUGCUGCAAGUCGUCGGCGGCGUGCGCAAUGCCGAGCGCAGGGCGAGCAGUCCAUUCCAGAAUGGCCGCACCGAGGUGCUGAUCGGCGAGCCGGAAGGCGGCCCGAGAUCGCCCCGCGGCUCCACAUCGUCCGCCGUCAAUGAAGAGCACGACUAUCCCGAGCCUAUUAUAAG
This is a messenger RNA of Trichogramma pretiosum, 758 nucleotides long. RefSeq lists its product as uncharacterized. Gene Ontology annotation, molecular function: protein binding. The transcript is spliced from 8 exons. The record is from RefSeq and is a predicted model, not a curated record. NCBI's taxonomy places the organism in Eukaryota, Metazoa, Arthropoda, Insecta, Hymenoptera, Trichogrammatidae. The annotation marks the transcript as partial.